AUGACUUCUCCAAAGGUCCUCCACUUUCCCGACAGGCCCCAGUUCUCGGCCUUCAUGAAACCAUGUCGUGUGGAGGGCGAGGCUCACAAAUUGGAAGUCUACGGUGACAUUCCAGACGAUAUCGAUGGUACACUCUUUUGGGUGAUGCUUGACCCGCAGAUGCCACCUUUUAUUGAAGACGAUCCGAUGGCGACGUACGCCUUGCCAAAUCCCACAGCUAACUAUGGGCUAAGCAAAUAUCGAAAUAAAUACACCGAUGCCGUCCGAUUCAACAUCCGCAGUACGGCCAACGCAAACGUGAUAUACUUUAAUGGCCAACUGCUUGCUUUGAAAGAGGACUCCCCUCCAUAUGCCAUGGAUCCGGUUACCUUGGAGACGAAAGGAUUGUACGACUUUGAAGGCCAACUCCCAAGCUUGACAUUUACGGCACACCCCAAAAUUGACCCUGACACUGGUGAGAUGAUCUGCUUCGGCUACGAGGCCAAAGGCGAUGGUACGCCGGAUAUCUGCUACUACCAGGUCGGUCCAGAUGGGGGUUUCUCAGAUAUUUGCUGGCUUGUGGCGCCAGUUUGUGCCAUGAUACAUGACUUUGCAGUGACAGAGAACUGGUGGCUCCGAUGGAACAACUCCUUCCCCGGCCACACACUGAAUGCGUACGAGAACGAAAAAGGAAACAUCAUAGUCGAUCUAGGCAUCAGUCAACAGAACGUAUUUUUCUGGUGGCCAGAUAGCAAAGGUUCCGCCCCCGAGCCCAGCACAAUUACCUCCCAAUUGAUGAGGUUCACGAUCAACCCAAACACAACUACCGAGACAUUGUCAGACCCGGAGGUUUUACAUACCGGCAACAGCAAAUUCUACAGAAUAGAUGAUCGCUUUGCCACGAGAAAACAUAACCACUGCUUCUUCGAUCUCAUGGACCCUUCAUUAGGGACUGACUUUGAGAGCAUAGCGCCUCGUCUCGGGGGCGGUUAUCCUCUAUACAACGCUCUAGCACAUCUAGAUCUUCUGACCAGAGAAACAAAGGUCUACUUCCCUGGAAAGACGCAUCUAGUCCAGGAACCGGUUUUUAUUCCCAAAGCUGGAUCGCCCGUUGAAGGGGACGGAUAUCUUCUGGCCCUGGUGAACAACUAUAAUACUAUGGCAAGCGAAUUGCAUCUUCUUGAUUUGAAGGACCCCACUACAGCGAGGGCGGUUAUCAAGCUCCCUGUUCGGCUACGGCCGGGGUUGCAUGGGAAUUGGGUGGAUAGUGGGGAUAUGUCUUCAAAGAUUGGUGUAUCCACGAUCUAG
Messenger RNA from Aspergillus sclerotioniger CBS 115572, 1287 nucleotides. RefSeq names its product carotenoid oxygenase family protein. Lineage: Eukaryota; Fungi; Ascomycota; Eurotiomycetes; Eurotiales; Aspergillaceae. The record is from RefSeq and is a predicted model, not a curated record. Gene Ontology annotation, molecular function: carotenoid dioxygenase activity. Gene Ontology annotation, biological process: carotene catabolic process. The coding region runs from base 1 to 1287 and encodes 428 amino acids. The transcript has 3 exons.